UUUGUGGUACCUGAAUGGGAACUACCUGGUGAUCAUGGUCUCCAUUAGCGUCAUCCUUCCUUUGGCCCUGAUGAAGCAGCUGGGCUACCUGGGCUAUACCAGUGGUUUCUCCCUUAGCUGCAUGGUCUUCUUCCUCAGUGCGGUGAUCUAUAAGAAGUUCCAGAUCCCCUGUCCGUUUGAGGAYUUCUCUGCAGCCAAUCACACGGUCUCUCACCUGGACAUCCACCUGAACGUCACUGAUAACCACGCUCUCCAUGAUAACGGUCUGGUGCACGAGGUGGAUGACUCCCACUGUGGUGCAAAAAUGUUCACCAUGAACUCUCAGACAGCAUACACCAUCCCCAUCCUGGCCUUUGCCUUUGUGUGCCAUCCUGAGGUUCUGCCUAUCUACACUGAGCUCCGCAACCCAUCUCAGAGGAGGAUGCAGCAUGUCUCCAACCUCUCCAUCCUGGUGAUGUACACCAUGUACUUCCUGGCUGCUCUCUUCGGCUAUCUGACCUUCUACGGUAAGACUGAGCCAGAGCUGCUACACACAUACAGCAGAAUCGACCCUUAUGACACGCUCAUCCUGUGCGUGCGAUUGGCUGUCCUCACCGCUGUCACACUGACUGUCCCCAUCGUGCUCUUCCCAGUGCGCAGGGCCUUGAACCAGAUGUUUUUCUCCAGUAAAUCGUUUAACUGGCUUCGUCAUGUGGCCAUCGCCAUCACCCUGCUCUCCUUAAUCAACAUACUGGUCAUCUUCGCCCCCAACAUCCUGGGAAUCUUCGGCAUCAUCGGUGCCACAUCUGCCCCCUGUCUCAUCUUUAUCUUCCCUGCCGUCUUCUACAUUCGCAUUGUGCCUAAGGAGCAGGAACCCAUGUUUUCCACCCCCAAGAUACUGGCUGCCUGUUUCGCUGGUCUGGGCGUCGCCUUCAUGACCAUGAGUUUGAGCUUCAUCAUCAUUGAUUGGACAACAGGGAGCAGCAACUCUGGCGGUGGCCACUAGAGACCGUCCUCUGCUAUUCGCAUGCAGGGGUCAUCUGGGGGUUGGCAGAGGCUUUAAGGGGAUGCCUAGGUGUGUGUUUAGAACUGUUUUCAUGUAAUUGAUGCACUAUCCCCUCCGUGGUAGAGCAAGGGUCAAAGGCUAGGCUUCAGUGAGGUUGGGGGUAGGGAGGGGGGAGACAUAAUCAACCCUCUGGGCAAACCCAUGCUGAGAAUUUCAGUCCUCUUGAGAUUAAAGACUCGGACAAAACAGUCUGUACUACUGUAAAGCAGUAGAGAACUUAUUUGAACAAAAGGUUUCAUAAUCACUGUAUGUAGGCCAUCACAGAGGAGUACUUUUACAUGAAUCAUCAGGACUAAACAGGGUAUUUAAAAAAAAUCAUGCUGAUUAUUAUUAUUUAUCAGUGGGAUAGUGCAUCCAAGUCAAUCCAUAAUGGAAAAUCCAGAAGAAAGAAACUCAUGCUGGUUCCCCCUCCUUCACUCCCUCCCUCCUCCACUCCCUCCCUCCUUCACUCCCUCCCUCCUCCAC
Salvelinus sp. IW2-2015 is the source of this 1510-nucleotide messenger RNA. Its product is annotated as sodium-coupled neutral amino acid transporter 3. NCBI's taxonomy places the organism in Eukaryota, Metazoa, Chordata, Actinopteri, Salmoniformes, Salmonidae. The record is from RefSeq and is a predicted model, not a curated record. Gene Ontology annotation, molecular function: L-glutamine transmembrane transporter activity; L-histidine transmembrane transporter activity; L-asparagine transmembrane transporter activity. Gene Ontology annotation, cellular component: plasma membrane. Gene Ontology annotation, biological process: asparagine transport; L-glutamine transport; histidine transport.